AGCCGCGGAGGCUCUGGCAGCUUGGGACUGAGUGCAAGUAACAAAAUCACCAUGAUUCUUCAGAGGCUCUUCAGGUUCUCCUCUCUCAUUCAGUCUGCAGUCUCAGUUCAUUUGAGGAGGAACAUUGGUGUUACAGCAGUGGCAUUUAAUAAGGAACUUGAUCCUGUACAGAAACUCUUCGUGGACAAGAUUAGAGAAUACAGAACUAAGCGACAGGCAUCUGGAGGACCCAUUGAUACUGGCCCAGAGUACCAGCAAGACCUAGAGAGGGAGCUUUUUAAGCUUAAGCAAAUGUAUGGUAAAGCAGACAUGAAUACGUUGCUGGACUUCAAAUUUGAAGAUCCUAAAUUUGAAGUCAUCGAAAAACCCCGGUCCUGAAGAAAGAAUGUAAAAUUUAUUUGGUGAUUUGUCCUAGAUUAGUUGUACAACUGUAUCAGAAUAAACAUACAUUUCUCAGCUGUCAAGUGUUCUUUUAAUUCUGAUUCCAAAUAAAUUAUUUGGUGAUGUUGGGUGUGCAAAAAAAAAAAAAAAAAAAAAGAUAUGAU
Odobenus rosmarus divergens (Pacific walrus) is the source of this 545-nucleotide messenger RNA. RefSeq names its product ATP synthase-coupling factor 6, mitochondrial-like. The record is from RefSeq and is a predicted model, not a curated record. Gene Ontology annotation, molecular function: proton transmembrane transporter activity. Lineage: Eukaryota; Metazoa; Chordata; Mammalia; Carnivora; Odobenidae. The transcript has a single exon. Gene Ontology annotation, biological process: proton motive force-driven ATP synthesis. Bases 52 to 378 code for a protein of 108 amino acids.